Messenger RNA from Melanotaenia boesemani (Boeseman's rainbowfish), 4478 nucleotides. RefSeq names its product integrin, beta 5 (gene itgb5). NCBI's taxonomy places the organism in Eukaryota, Metazoa, Chordata, Actinopteri, Atheriniformes, Melanotaeniidae. Gene Ontology annotation, molecular function: integrin binding. Bases 480 to 2879 code for a protein of 799 amino acids. Gene Ontology annotation, cellular component: cell surface; integrin complex; focal adhesion. The record is from RefSeq and is a predicted model, not a curated record. The transcript is spliced from 16 exons. Gene Ontology annotation, biological process: cell-matrix adhesion; cell adhesion mediated by integrin; cell migration.
GGGCGGGGCUUCCAGAGGGGACGUAAAGCAGAGAAACCGACAGCGACACUUCAUCCAGAAAGGGAGAAUCUCAGUUGUUGUGGCGCUUUUGUUGGACUGCUGCUGGUUUUCGUUCUGCUUCCAGAUUAUUUAAUCCCAUUUUGGCGCGUGGAAUGGUGCCGUGACCUCCUCUGGGAAGUUGGGAAGCUGCUGUCAGCUAUGAGUGAAGACUUCGGGGAGCGGAGGUCUACUGAGGAGUCCAAACACAAACAGGAGUUGUAGAAGCGGAUCACCAGGACUCUGCUUGUCCCGCUGUCCGUCCGUCCGUCCACGCGGAGCGUCACGAUGAGCCGAGGAGACGCGCGUGGAGUGCUGGAACGCGGCUGUGUUUUGCGCAGAUAAUGAGAGGUCUGAUGGGAGAGUAACACGUCGGUGCGCGGAGUGUGUUAGCAGAGAAGAAAGCGACUGAUCUGGAACUGGACUGAGCGGUGUUACACACCAUGUGGAGCCCGAGGAAAGCGGCUCUCUGCUGGCUGCUGCUGGAGACGUUCCUGCGCUCUGCUGGAGGUCUCAACAUGUGCAUGAGUGGCAGCGCUACUUCUUGUGAGGAAUGCCUCCUGAUCCACCCCAGCUGUGCUUGGUGCUCGCAAGAGGACUUCGGGAGGGGCCGAACUCUGAAGUCACGGUGUGAUUUCAGUCCUAACCUGCAGAAAAGGGGCUGCGAGGCUCGCUUCAUCGAGUACCCCACUAGCUCUAUGUCUGUCCUGCAGAACAUGCCCCUGAGUUCUAAAGGAUCUGGAUCGUCCCAGUACAACAUGGUCCAGAUUAUGCCUCAGAAGAUCUCUCUCAGCCUGCGGCCAGGAGAGCAGACGUGGUUCAACCUGCAGGUGCGGCAGGUGGAGGACUACCCGGUGGAUCUCUACUACCUGAUGGACCUCUCGCUUUCCAUGAAAGACGACCUGGACACCAUCCGAAACCUGGGCACCAAGCUGGCGGAGGAGAUGGGGAAGCUCACCAGCAACUUCAGGCUGGGCUUCGGUUCCUUCGUGGAUAAAAACAUGUCCCCGUUUUCCUACACGGCGCCCAAGUACCAAGAGAACCCCUGCAACGGAUACAAGCUCUUCCCUAAAUGUGUUCCCACCUUCGGCUUCCGCCACAUCCUCUCGCUGACGGACCAAGUGGACCGCUUUAACGAGGAGGUGCGGAAGCAGAUGGUAUCUCGCAACCGAGACGCACCGGAGGGCGGGUUUGACGCCAUCCUGCAGGCUGCAGUUUGCAAGGAGGAAAUCGGUUGGAGGAAAGAAGCCUACCACCUGCUGGUGUUCGCCACAGACGACGUGCCACACCUCGCUCUGGACGGCCGGCUCGGAGGUCUCGUCCAGCCCCACGAUGGACAGUGUCACCUCAACGACCAGAACGAGUACAGUGCCUCCACAAAGAUGGACUAUCCAUCUCUGGCUUUGCUCGGGGAGAAACUGGCAGAAAACAACAUCUUCCUCAUCUUCGCUGUGACCAAGCGGCUCUACGUUAUUUACAGGAAUUUCACCGCGCUCAUACCUGGAACUACAGUCGAGAUCCUGGACCAGGACUCCAAGAAUGUCAUCCAGCUGAUUAUUACGGCUUACAAUAACAUCCGCUCUAAAGUGGAGCUGACUGUGUGGGACCACCCAGAGGACAUCAACCUGUCCUUCACCGCCACCUGCCAGGACGGAAAGCCGCUGCCGGGUCUCCCCAAAUGUGCCGACUUGAAAAUAGGAGACACUGUGUCGUUUAAAGUCGGCGUGGAGGCGAGGAGCUGUCCUCCAAGCGGCACCAACCACAGCUUCACCAUCAAACCGGUGGGGUUCAAAGACCGGCUGGAGGUGGCCGUGGAUUAUCAGUGUGACUGCGGCUGCAGUCGGGAAGCUAAAGUCAACAGCAGCAUCUGUAGCUCCAUCGGUAUGUAUAAAUGCGGCACCUGUCGCUGCGAACCGGGCUACCUGGGCGCCCGCUGCGAGUGCCAGGAGGGCGAGGCCAGCAGCCUGCAUGUGGGCGCCUGCCGGGAGGCUGAGGGCAAGCAGAUCUGCAGCGGGCGAGGCGAGUGCAGCUGCAACCAGUGUCUGUGCUACGAGUCGGAGUUCGGGAAGAUCUACGGCAGCUUCUGCGAGUGCGACGACUUCUCCUGCGCCCGACAUAAAGGCAUCCUCUGCUCAGGUCACGGAGAGUGUCACUGCGGGGAGUGUAAGUGCCACGCCGGCUACGUCGGCGACGACUGUAACUGCCCCACCGAGGUGGCGUCCUGCUUCUCGGGCGACGGGAAGAUGUGCAGCGGGCGAGGAAAGUGCGAGUGUGGCCGCUGCCGCUGCACCGAGCCCGGAGCUUUUGGAGAAAAAUGUGAAAAAUGUCCGACCUGCCCCGACGCCUGCGGCACCAAAAGGGAGUGCAUCGAGUGUCGACUUUUCAACUCCGGAAGGCUCGCCGACAACCAGACGUGCCAGCGGCUGUGCCAAGAUGAAAUCAUCACCAUGGAGACCCUCAAAACGGACGAACCCGGCGCCGUUCUUUGUCUUUACAAGACGGACAACGACUGCGUGAUGAAGUUCACGUACUCGGAGCACGCCAGCGGACAGUCCAUCCUCACAGCUCUGAAGGAGCCCGAGUGUGGCGAAGGUCCGGACGCCCUCAUGGUGCUGCUCGCGGUGGUUGGCAGCAUCCUGCUGGUGGGACUGGUUCUGCUCGCCGUCUGGAAGCUGGUCAUCACCAUCCACGACCGCCGAGAGUUCGCUCGCUUCCAGAGCGCACGUUCACGCGCCCGAUACGAAAUGGCCUCCAACCCUCUGUACAAGCAGCCCGUCUCCACACACUUUGUAGAAACGGACUUCAACAUGUUCGGGAAGUCCUACAACGGCGGGUUCCACUGAUCCCUGGGCACAGGGCGCGGCAGGACCGGUCCCACAACCAGAUCCCCGAAGGAAGGCGACGGCGGCCCGAACACCCCCCUCCCAGUCUCUGCUCUCUGCACGUCCACGCCUUCUGACGGAGAACUGAGGAGUCCAGAGGAGGAUCUACGGCCUCUCUGUGGUUUCAGAGGAGAUGGGAGCAGCCGAACCUCCUCGCCUGUUCAGCAGGCUCAUAUUUGUAUGUUUUUAUAAACACUAAAGCUGCGUCUGUAGUACGAAGUCUUCACCCAGCAGGACUCUGAGCUGCAGCAGAUCAUUCACAUCAUUAAAAGCUGAUAUUUUUGAGAGAGGCUAUAGGGACGAUUUGGUACUAAUAUUUACUAAGCAAUAGAUUUCCUAUUUUCAUUUUGCACAGAGAAUAUUAAGAGUCAUAUUCUGUAAAGAUUAGAUUUCUUUGACGUUACGUUUGAAUGUGUUUGUGUGUUAAAUGCUCCAGUUGCACUCCCUUUUCUUUAUCCAAGCGGCAGCACCUGAGCCUCGGACGAUGAAGACGAUGUUGCUGAUUUCUUCACCCUGCCUGGCGCUCAACCCUGUUUUUUUAACGUAGAAGGUCCCAAAUAUGAAAUUUAAUUUAAUAAAUGGUUCAUAAAACAGCAAAAUGUCCAGUGCAACUUGCAGGUUAUCAGCUGCACUGAUUUAAGUGUAGAAACAUGCAAGUUGUUGAAGUAAUUAAUCAGUUCUGGGCUUAAAGUAACAUUUGGUGGUGCGAGUUAGUUAGCAUGGGGCAGAUGUUGGCAAGUCUACAAUAAAAAUGUGGAUUAAAAUGAACUUUGAUUCUUGGAUUGUCCAAAAACAGCCUAAAAAUGUCCAGGAAAGGACAAAAUAUUUGGCAGAGGGAAUUUGUUUGGUUUGAGGAGAAAGGAGUGGGGCAAAAAUGGCAGCAUUUCACUGUGUGCACCGGUAUCCUAGCAACCUGAUGCUGAUGUAGACCAAGAGCAGAAGCAGCUUCACAGAUCAAACAUCUGAAACUCCAGGAAGUCUCCAGGUAUUUAACCCUCAUGUGUAAAAUGAGCUGCACAUGUUAAAGCUGCAUCAGAGAAGCUGGUCUUCUACUGAAUGUCCUCCUGAUGGACCCUGGUUCUCCUGAUCCUGCAGCUUUUUCUGCUCUUUGACUCCGUUCAGGCUCAGAGUUAAAACCCUGGUCGGUCUGUAACCGUCCAGCAUCAUCACGCCACGACUUCUGAUUAUUAAACUAGAUUUCAUGACACGAAUCAUCAGCACUUCAGUCGGAGACGACUUCGGGUGUUGGACGACGGUUCAUUUAACUCACACGUCCGUGGGAGUAACCAGGGCGAUAAAUCCUCCAUCACUGCUCCUGCAGGACGAGGUGGAGCCUGAGCUUCGCAUCACAGCCAGACUCUGAGGGUCAUUGUGGGAACCCGGUACUCUGAGGCCUGCAUGGUCUCAGUGGAAGUGGGUGGAUGUGUACAUAAGACAUAGUGUGUAUAUAAAGUGCUAAAUGAAAUGUUCUCAUCUCACCGACCUGCUUGUUUUCCAGCUCCAACAGAAACUUUUAGUUAUCGAUGUAAUGGCACAAACAAUAAACCUGCUUCAGUCAAA